AUGUCCAGCUUAGGGCUUUCACAAAAGGCUACAGAACAGCAAGAAUACUACAAGGUCUUCACGGUGGAGCUUGACACGGCGGCUUUCGACGCCCUCGAUCCAGUCAAACGAUACCAUGAGGGAAUCUUUGUUCAAUUAUACCCGGAUGAAAACAUGGGACCAUUGUUCCAUGUUACCGGCGACAUCAUCUCAGCUCUUGGCAUGAGGUAUGAACGGCGAGACAAUUUUUUUCCCGAUAAAACAACCCAUUUGCACAGAUAUCUGCAAAUCGGAUGGGCUCGGAAGGCGGAUUUCGACCUGGGAAGUUUUGAUAAUAUUUUGCAAGCUCUACCAAGGCCAACUAGACAACAGGGUAUUAACUUUUGGGAAAAGGACCCAGUUACCAACCGCCAUGAAAUCAUUUGGGUGAGGCAGGAUGGGGAGCGCUAUGAACCUGGUGAAGUGCGCCGUCCCAUCUUCAAGUGCAAUGAAUGGGUGCAUCAGCACGCAAUUCCCGCGUUGCGCAACGCUGGCGUUUUGCGCAGUGAUGUAUAA
This is a messenger RNA of Ophidiomyces ophidiicola, 534 nucleotides long. RefSeq lists its product as uncharacterized. Lineage: Eukaryota; Fungi; Ascomycota; Eurotiomycetes; Onygenales; Onygenaceae. The coding region runs from base 1 to 534 and encodes 177 amino acids. The transcript has a single exon. The record is from RefSeq and is a predicted model, not a curated record.